This is a messenger RNA of Mangifera indica (mango), 2318 nucleotides long. Its product is annotated as pentatricopeptide repeat-containing protein At2g41080. Bases 126 to 2123 code for a protein of 665 amino acids. The record is from RefSeq and is a predicted model, not a curated record. Lineage: Eukaryota; Viridiplantae; Streptophyta; Magnoliopsida; Sapindales; Anacardiaceae. Gene Ontology annotation, biological process: RNA modification. Gene Ontology annotation, molecular function: RNA binding; protein binding; zinc ion binding. The transcript has a single exon.
GGUAAACGCUCUAUUUCAUCAUUUUCAUUGAAAGCCCUGCAACAAAUGAGACCCACUCUUGUGGGCCUUCUGAAAAUACGAUAAAGCCACAAGUAAAACAAAAUCUUCCUAAUUAAAGCGCAUUUAUGGGCAAGUCUUGUCUUAAUCCUCUCAGCUUCUGUUCUCUACGUUUCUUCUCCAGGUGCUCAACCCAGAUUGCCUCUGACUAUAUAGUUAACCCGACACAAGAUUUCACAAACCUGUGUUCAAGAGGACUCCUUAUAGAAGCUUUCAACACAUUCAAAUCUGAAAUAUGGUCAGACCCGAAUCUCUUCUCUCACCUCAUCCAAUCAUGCUCACUCAAAAAUUCUCUUUCAUUAGCAAAACAACUUCAUUGCUUGAUCGUCACAUCUGGAUGUUCAUCAGACAAGUUCAUUUGCAAUCAUCUUCUCAACAUGUAUUCCAAACUUGGGCAAACACAAACAGUUGCUGCUUUGUUUGGAAUCAUGCCCAGGAAAAAUAUCAUGUCUUGUAACAUUUUGAUUAAUGCCUAUAUGCGAAUUGGUGAUUUGGAAAAUGCUCGAAAAGUAUUUGAAGAUAUGCCUGAGAGGAAUAUCGCCACAUGGAAUGCUAUGGUUGCGGGUUUGAUUCAGUUUGAGUUUAAUGAGGAGGGUUUGAGAUUGUUAAGUGAAAUGCAUCAAGGUGGGUUUUUGCCUGACGUGUUUACUCUUGGUAGUGUUUUGAGGGGGUGUGCUGGUUUGAGAGGGUUAUAUGCAGGGCGGCAAGUUCAUGGUUACGUGGUGAAAUGUGGGUUUGAGAUGUAUCUGGUUGUUGGGAGUUCAUUAGCUCAUAUGUAUAUGAAAAGUGGAAGCUUGGAUGAAGGAGAGAAGGUGAUUACAUCGAUGCCAAUUCGAAAUGUGGUUGCUUGGAAUACACUCAUUGCGGGAAAAGCUCAAAACGGGUUUUCUGAAGGUGUUUUGGAUCAGUAUAGUUUGAUGAAAAUAGCAGGUUUUAGACCUGAUCAGAUUACGUUUGUGAGUGUAAUAAGUUCGUGUUCUGAUCUGGCGACAUUAGGUCAAGGUCAGCAGAUUCAUGCUGAAGUGAUUAAAGCUGGUACUGGUUCAGAAGUUGCAGUGAUUAGUUCGUUAAUUAGUAUGUAUUCAAGAUGUGGUUGUUUGGAGGAUUCAGUCAAAGCUUUCUUGGAAUGUGAAGAUCCAGACAAUGUUGUCUGGAGCUCAAUGAUUGCUGCAUAUGGAUUUCAUGGACAAGGAGAGGAAGCUGUCAAAUUAUUUGAGCAGAUGGAGCAGGAAGAAAGGGAAGCAAGUGAUGUUACUUUCUUGAGCUUGCUUUAUGCUUGUGAUCAUUGUGGAUUGAAGGAACAAGGAUUGGAAUUCUUUGAUUUGAUGGUAAAAAAGUACGGAGUGAAGCCUAAACUAGAACAUUAUACAUGUCUGGUUGACUUACUUGGUCGAUCUGGCUGUUUAGAAGAAGCAGAGGCUCUAAUAAGAUCAAUGCCUGUAAAAGCUGAUGCCAUCAUAUGGAAGACAUUGUUAUCUGCCUGUAAAAUUCACAAAAAUGCAGACAUGGCAGUAAAAAUUGCUGAAGAAGUUCUGAGACUUAAUCCUCAGGAUUCGGCUUCUUAUGUGCUUCUUUCAAACAUUCAUGCUUCUGCUAGGAGAUGGCCGGGCGUUUCCCAGGUGAGAAAAGCCAUGAGAGAUAGGAACGUGAAAAAGGAACCUGGUAUAAGCUGGUUGGAGAUAAAGAAUCAAGUUCACCAGUUCUGUAUUGGAGACAAAUCUCAUCCAAAUUCAAAGGAGAUCGAUUUGUAUUUGGAUGAACUAAUGGCAGAGAUGAAGCUGCAGGGCUACGUACCUGAUACAGGUUCAGUUUUGCAUGACAUGGAUAACGAAGAAAAGGAGUAUAAUUUGACACACCAUAGCGAAAAGUUGGCCAUUGCAUUUGGUCUAAUGAAAAUGCCUGCAGGUGCACCAAUUAGGGUGAUGAAGAACUUGCGCGUCUGCAGUGAUUGCCAUAUUGCUAUUAAGUACAUUUCAAAGAUGAAAAACAGAGAAAUUAUUGUUAGAGAUGCUAGUAGAUUUCAUCAUUUCAAAAAUGGGAAAUGUUCAUGUGGAGAUUACUGGUGACAAGGUAAACGCAUUGCUCUCAUACUUGGUUUCUGAUUUAGAAGAUGAAAUUAUUCUCUAACUACUAUCACAUCCUUAUCCAUGAUUUUCUUCAUUAAGCCUUAUAUGUAAAACUGUUAGGAAGAACUUGGAAAUUGUUAUGGAUUUUCAAUUUUGAAAGAAAAGGAACAUAUUUGAUAUGUUUGUAAAAUGACA